AAAAACUAAUUUAUAUAUCUAACUAUUGUGUCGUUGCUAUUUCAUUUCCUAAGAGAUAUUGCGUAGGACAGAAGAGAUUUCUAAAUGUAAAAAGCACAUAACACAGGCCGGUUACAACGCAAAAAGCUUUACAUUUAGAAGCAAAUGAGGUGUGGUUACGCAGUUGAUCAGAGAGGCAAGAGAAGGGAAAGGAGACCUGGCAGUGCUGUGGCUCGAUCUCACCAACACUUAUGGAUCCAUUCCUCAUAAGCUAGUGGAAACAGCACUGGACCGGCACCAUGUCCCAGGUAAAAUUAGGGACCUUAUCUUGGACUAUUAAAAGAGUUUCAAGCUGAGAGUCACCUCUGGGACAGUCACAUCUGAGUGGCAUCGGCUGGAGAAAGGGAUCAUCACUGGAUGCACUAUUUCAGUGAUUCUCUUUGCCUUGGCCAUGAACAUGCUGGUCUAGUCAGCAGAAGUCGAGUGCAGAGGUCCGCUCUCCAAGUCUGGAGUCCGCCAGCCCCCCAUCAGAGCCUUUAUGGACGACCUGACAGUAACGACGACGUCAGUGCCGGGGUGCCGAUGGAUCCUUCAGGGCUUGGAGAAGAUCAUCACCUGGGCUCGGAUGUGUUUCAAGCCUGCAAAAUCGAGGUCCCUGGUGCUCAAGAGAGGGAAAGUGACUGACAAGUUCCGCUUCUCUCUGGACGGCACCCAGAUUCCAUCAGUCACCGAGAAACCCAUCAAGAGCCUCGGAAAGACCUUUGAUUGCACCCUGAAGGACGCUGCGUCCAUCAAGGCCACAAAUCGGGAGCUGGAGGCGUGGCUGACAGCAGUGGACAAGUCUGGUCUGCCUGGUAAAUUCAAGGCCUGGAUUUACCAGCACGGUGUUCUCCCCAGGAUUCUGUGGCCCCUGCUUGUGUACGAGUUCCCAAUAACAACAGUACAGGGCUUCGAGAGGAGGAUCAGCCGUUACCUCCGUAGAUGGCUGGGCCUGCCACGAAGCCUGAGUAGCAUCGCUCUAUACGGGCACAACAACAAACUGAAGCUCCCCAUUAGCAGCCUGAAUGAGGAGUUCAUGGUAACCCGUGCAAGAGAGGUGCUGCAGUACAGGGAAUCCAGUGAUCCAAAGGUCUCCCAGGCUGGCAUCGUAGUCAGGACAGGAAGGAAGUGGAGGGCGCAGGAAGCAGUCGAGCAGGCGGAGUCACGCUUGCGUCACAGCGUGCUGGUCGGCCCAGUGGCGUCUGGACGAGCAGGGCUUGGUAGCGUUGCAACCACAUGCUACGACAAAGCCCUGGGCGAAGACAGACGCCGAUUGGUCCAAGAGGAAGUCAGAGCUGGCGUUGAGGAACUGCGUGCUAGCCAGAUGGUGGGGAUGCGACAGCAAGGCGCAUGGACGAGAUGGGAACAGGCAGUGGACCGCAAGAUCUCCUGGUCUGAGCUUUGGCAAGCUGAGCCUUACCGGAUCAAGUUCCUGAUUGCGUCCGUCUAUGACGUCUUACCCAGCCCAUCCAACCUCUUCUGCUGGGGCAAGGUUGACGCACGAUCAUGUUCUUUGUGCCUCAGAAGGGGAACGCUCGAGCACAUCCUCAGCUGUUGCACAAAAGCCCUGGGAGAAGGACGCUACACUUGGCGCCACGACCAGGUGCUGAAGGCGAUAGCAGAAACCAUCUUCACCAGUAUCACCCAGAACAAGCCUCUCCGACCAGCAAGGCAGGCGAUUGCUUUCAUUCGAGCAGGGGAGAAGCCUAAGCCCAAGCCAAGGGGGGCAGCGGGACUCCUUGGAACCGCACCGGACUGGCAGAUGAAGGCCGACCUGGGGAAGCAGCUCAGAUUCCCAGAGCACAUCGUGGAAACCACCCUGAGACCAGACAUAGUUCUGUUCUCAGAUUCAACCAAACAGUGGUCCUACUGUAGCUGACAGUUCCCUGGGAGG
Gadus macrocephalus (Pacific cod) is the source of this 1912-nucleotide messenger RNA. RefSeq lists its product as uncharacterized. NCBI's taxonomy places the organism in Eukaryota, Metazoa, Chordata, Actinopteri, Gadiformes, Gadidae. Bases 518 to 1897 code for a protein of 459 amino acids. The record is from RefSeq and is a predicted model, not a curated record. The transcript has a single exon.